AUGCGAAAGUUGGAAUGGGACGACAUGGGAGUGAAGGUUGAUGGUCGGCAGCUACACCAUUUGCGCUUUGCUGAUGACAUCGUACUUAUAACACCUAGCAUCAGCCAAGCGCAGCGAAUGCUAACCGAAUUCGACGAAGCAUGUGGAUGCAUCGGUCUCCAGCUGAAUCUCCAAAAGACGAUGUUCAUGCAGAACGGUUGGGUCUCGGAUGCCCCUUUCACGCUCAACGGAACGAUCAUAUCCGAAUGCACCAGCUACGUUUAUCUGGGUCGGGAACUGAACAUGAUGAGAUACCUGACACCCGAGCUGGGCAGAAGGAGACGAGCGGCUUGGGGAGCGUAUAAGAGCAUCGAGGAUGUAGUGAAGAAGACCAGGAACACCCGGCUAUGUGCUCAUCUCUUCAACACCAUCCUACUUUCUGCUUUGACCUAUGCUUUGGAAACCUGGGCAUAUUGCAAGCAGGAAGAAAACGAGGCAGUUGAAUGUGUGCUAUCAUCUCCGUGGGAAAUGGUUGAAGUGACACUCGCUGGAGAGCACACUAGCAGCAACUACUCACGGCAUAAUUCGUUUGAUGAUUUCUUUGAACUGUUCGACGAAUUUGCUGAGCAGCAAGGUAUUCACUUCAACAAAAGAAACUUUCGCGAAAUCGAAGCAAACAUCAACGGAUUCCCAGUGAGUAAAUUCGGAUUGCGUGGAGUCGACUGCGAACAGUUCCGUCAGUUCCUCAACGGCAUCAAAGCUCAGAAAUACCAUCUACAGUACGCGUCUGUGAAGUGCGGUCCAAUGACAUUCUCGUUCUGUAUGGCCUUCUCAUGCAGCCCUGUUGAUUUUUAUUCGAGGAAUGAAACGGUGCGACCAUAUCGAUACAAUUGA
Molecule: messenger RNA, 873 nt
Organism: Necator americanus (New World hookworm)
Lineage: Eukaryota; Metazoa; Nematoda; Chromadorea; Rhabditida; Ancylostomatidae
Exons: 4
Coding region: 1-873 (290 amino acids)
Source: RefSeq, a predicted model, not a curated record